Messenger RNA from Nothobranchius furzeri (turquoise killifish), 6264 nucleotides. It is a transcript of the gene pla2r1, whose product is annotated as phospholipase A2 receptor 1. The record is from RefSeq and is a predicted model, not a curated record. Gene Ontology annotation, molecular function: signaling receptor activity. Lineage: Eukaryota; Metazoa; Chordata; Actinopteri; Cyprinodontiformes; Nothobranchiidae.
AGGAGCAGCUGUUUUUAAGGCCAUUUUAGGAACGUUCUCCGGGGGGAACUGGACUUUCUGUGGAGACCCCCUUCUAAGAGAACCUUCGCUAAUGUCUCUCGGUGUGUUUUAGUCGCUUGAAGCUCUCUGAUCCGAAUCUAAAUAAAGUUAUUGGCCGUGUCCCAAUGGGGAGCGCGAGGCGGCAGGAAUGCGGCUCUCUUAACAGGACAGCAGCAGCUCCUCCGUCAGACGUGACGUCGCUGGUUCCCCGCAGAAAAACUGAACUCGGUGAAAGUUUUCUAUGAAGAAAAAAACUUUUUUUUCUACAAGCAGCACAGCAGUUUGCCUGUCCGAGCGGGGCUAGUCCUGGGGAAUGUGCGGACGCUUGCUAGCAUCUCUCCGUCGAAAUGUUACCGCGACCGUUUCGCUCCGUCGCGGUUGUUUUAAGCGUGUUGCUGGUGAAAAGCUGCGUGUGUGUCACCGAGGAGGACGGAGGAGAGGUCCUGGAGCAAAAACAACUCCUGGAGCUUUACAGAAAGGAUCUCUUUAUCCUGGAGAGUUUGCCUCUGAAACAUUGUGUCACUGUGGACCAGUCCAGCUUGGUUCUUGGGGACUGCGAGCGUCCCACUCGCCGUAUGCUGUGGAAAUGGGUCUCCAAACAUCGUCUCUUUAAUUUGGACACCAGCAUGUGCCUGGGCCUCAACAUUUCAGACCCGACGCAGCCCCUGGGCAUGUUUGAGUGCGACAUGGCCUCCCCAAUGCUGUGGUGGCGCUGCCAUGGAAAUAUGAUAUACGGAGCAUCGGAGUGGAAGCUGAAUGUGGCUGGGCGUUUGGUGGUGGUGAAGAAAAACAUUUAUCACGAGUGGAAAAGACACAACACUCCAAAAGAAGGCCCCUGCUCGCACCCGUAUGAAGAAAUCCACACUUUACUGGGGAAUGCACACGGGUAUCCCUGUGUUUUCCCGUUUAACUACAACAACAAGUGGUACUCCGAGUGUACGACUGAGGGGCGCGAGGACCACCUUCACUGGUGCUCUACCACUGAUCGCUAUGAUCUGACUGACAGAUGGGGCUUCUGUCCAGUUAAAGCUUCAGGUUGUGAGCACUUCUGGGAGUCUAACCAGGAUCUGGGUGCGUGUUACCAGUUUAACUUGUACACCAUCCUGACCUGGAGUCAGGCGCUGUCCACCUGCCAGGCUCAAGGUGGAAACCUGCUCAGCAUCACCAGCCUGGCAGAGCACCGCUACGUCCACGAUCGUCUGGCUAGUGUUGGAGCGAUGGUGUGGAUUGGGCUGAACCACCUUGAGGAAAGACAUGGCUGGCAGUGGUCUGAUGGAGCACCUUUAGCACUGGUGAAUUUCACCACAGCUCUAGAUGCCAGCCCACUAGAGAACAACAGACAGUGUGGAGUGUAUAACUCGGCCUACGGCGGCCAGUGGCAGAGUCUGUCCUGUGAGGCGGCGAUGCCUUACAUCUGCAAGAAGACGCAGAACGACAGCCACAGAGCUGAGCCACUAGAGAACUGGCAGUACGUCCAUACUGAGUGCGCUGAUGGCUGGUGGCCUCAUAAUGGUUUCUGCUACCUGGUGCUGCCGGAAAAGGGAGCUGCAAGCUGGGAGGAAUCCUCGCAGAUCUGCAGAUCUCACAAAGCAAACCUUACCAGCCUCCACUCCCUAUCAGAGGUGGAAAUGCUCCUCACCCUCCUGGCUAAUGAUUCUCGGCAGAGUACGGAGGUCUGGAUUGGCCUGUGGAAACGAGCGUCAUCACCAGCUGUUGAGUGGUCGGACGGCUCACCAGUAACUCUCACUUUGUGGCACCAGUAUCACCCUAUUCACAACCUGACGGGCAUGACGCUCUGUGUCAAAGUGGACAGGCAGAAAGGUAAUUGGCUUUUGGCUCCGUGUGAUGAGCGACACCCUGCUGUGUGCAGAAGAGCAAAUCGGAGUCCCAUUCAGCAUCAUGGGACCUGGGAGGAAGGAUGUCCUGCUGGGUGGAAGCGACAUGGACAUUCCUGCUACAUGGUGACCGGUCACGAACAGAACCAUGAAGAUGCGCAGAUGGGAUAUUACUGCAAAGCUCCGCUCCUUUCUGUGGAAAACAGGUUUGAACAGGCCUUCGUCAACAGUUUGCUGAGUGCCAGUGGAGCCAACAGCAGCUUGUUUUACUGGAUUGGCCUCAUGGACCAGGCAAGGAAAGGAGAGUACAGCUGGCUUCCUCACAAUGGCUCCUCUCUGCCUCUCACAUUCACCAACUGGAACAAACAUCAGCCAGUCAGUACUGGUGGCUGUGUUGCCAUGUCUGGCGGAGCUGCUCUGGGGAGGUGGGAAGUAAAAGAUUGCAAGUCCCACAAGGCCCUGUCGGUGUGUAAGCAGAGCAUCAGCAGCUACCAUGAUGCCCAGCUGCCAGAGCACCACAUUGAUGCUUACGCCCCCUGUCCUCCAGGCUGGGAAUCACAAUCUGGACUGCUCCACUGUUUUAAGGUUUUCCACGAUGAGAAGGUCCUGAUGAAGCGCUCCUGGGUGGAAGCAGACUUCUUCUGCCAGGCGCUUGGGGCUCAGCUGGCCAGCUUCCAGCACUAUGAGGAGCAGGUGUUUGUGAAACGCCUCCUCACCACCAUGUUUGAAGGAACAGAGGGCCGCUGGUUCUGGGUGGGUUUAAAUAAGAGAAACCCCGAGCAUCUUGGUGCCUGGGAGUGGUCUGAUGGCUCCUCAGUGGUGAUGUCCUUUAUUGAAGACAAAAAUGAGGAGGAUGACAGGAGGGACUGUGCCGUGUACAGUGACCUGACCAAUGCUCUCAUGCCACGGCCUUGUGAAACCAAACAUGAGUGGGUCUGCAAGCUGUCCAGAGGUGAUAAACUGAUAAACCCCUACUGGUACACGGAGCAAAGCGAGCCCUGGGUGUUUUACCGUGGAGCUGAGUACUUGCUGGCCAAGCAGCCUUUUGACUGGCACUCUGUUUCUCUGGCCUGUCAGAUGAUGGGAGCCCACCUGCUGGCUCUUCACUCCAGAGAGGAGCUGCACUUCAUCAAAGAGCGCUUACGGCAGCUCUCUCUGGGACAGUCGGACUGGUGGAUCGGCCUGUCCAUCGUCCAACCCGGAGAGGUCGUCAGGUGGAGUGACGGUACAGAGAUAGACUUUCAUAACUGGGCUGAUGGAGGUUUUCACACCAACCUCAGAAAAUAUGAGGUGUGUGUUACUAUGUCGUCUUCAACAGGGAAGUGGUCAACAAGUAAAUGCAGUGACCUCCACGGCUACGUGUGCAAGAGAAAGACCGUGUCUGUGGUGGAAACCCCCCGAGAGCCACACUACAUAGGAGGAUGUCCUGAGAACUGGCUGUACUUUGGACACAAGUGUCUUUUGCUUCACCUCCCUGACGGUCCACGAGAAGGGAAGAGUUGGAAGGAUGCCCAGUCCAUCUGCUCUUUGUUUGAAGGCUCUCUGGUUGCUAUAGAAGAUGAGAUUGAGCAAGCCUACAUCACCAUGCUGCUCCAGGGACACUCCGUAGGCGUGUGGAUUGGUCUGCGGGAUGAGGACACCAUGAAGUGGACUAAUGGGAAACCAGUCAGCUACACCAACUGGUCUCCAGUUGAACCAAAGAGCUACCUCACACAGGACGAGUGGCUCACUGGAGAUGCUGAUGAACCACUUUGCACUGUUCUGUCAAACAACCACAACUUCCACCUGACUGGGAAGUGGUACGAUGAGAGGUGCAGCGAGAGUGGAUACGGGUUUGUUUGUCAGAAACCUCAAGACACUUCCAAACCCCCAACCCACACCUAUUACCACCCUCUUCCUGAAAAUAUUGAGUACAGGAGCCACAGUUACAAUGUUGUGUCUGGCAACUUGAGCUGGUACGACGCCCUGAAAAAGUGCAUGGAGAAUGAUUCUGACCUAGUGAGCAUUACAGAUGCAUACCACCAGGCUUUCCUUACCGUCCUUGUCAAUAGAUUGGCUGUCCCUCACUGGAUUGGACUUUACAGUCGAGACAGCGGCAUCAAUUAUCAGUGGUCAGAUGGUAGUGGCACUGUAUACACACACUGGGAUGCAGCUGACGACGAUGAUGAUUUUGUGACAGGAGAGUGUGUGUACAUGGACGUGAACGGAGGCUGGCGGAGAGCCGACUGUGAAACUCCGCUACCAGGAGCUCUGUGUCACAUUCCCCCACCCAGCAGUAAACCGCACAUUUGUAAUGGGACGCCUUGUCCCUUCACAUGGCUGACCUUUGAAAAUGGCUGCUACAACUUUGAGUCUGUGGUGGAAAAAUGUACUUUUGAAGAGGCGAGGGAGCACUGUAAACAUAAGGUCAAAACCUCAGAUGUCCUGACUAUUGAGAAUGAGACUGAGAGCCGUUUUGUUCUGGAGCAGCUGUCCUUGUCAGGGUUCCUCCACCACUCUGUCUGGUUGGGGCUGUACUUCAACAUCGACACUGAUUCGAUGGACUGGGUCGAUGGUUCACCAAUGGACUACACCAAUUGGGCCGACAAAGGCCCAGACACCAAGCUGCUGACUGCAGAUACUUGUGUUACUAUCAAGGGGGUUGACGGUGUGUGGCACCUAUCAUCGUGCAUGGAGCGGCUCGGUUUCAUCUGCAAAGCCGCCUUAGGUGUAAAUACUGAAGUGAAAGUGGAACCACUUAAUGAUUUGCAUCAUGAUGCCAUUCCUGCUGCUGCUGUCGUGGUGGCUGUAUUGAUCUUUGCCCUGCUGGCAGUGGCAAUGUGGUUUGUUUAUAAGAAGAACUCACUCCGUUUCCGUGGACUCUCCACAUUUGGAAGAGCAUAUUACAGACAAACCAGUUCUCAAGCAACAGAAUCCGAUGGAAAUGUUCUGAUUACAGACCUGGAUGCCUACUCAGGAGAAGAGCACGCAAGAUGACCGUCAAUCUGCAUUAGAUAUGAAUGCCGUGUGACACCUUAAAGCUGUGAUGCUAGCUCCUAAGGAGGGGUCCUAUGGAACAUGUUUGAGGGAUCACUGUUAUGGGGUAACAUUUGUAAUGUCAAAGCAGCAUUCUGGGUUAUUUAGCGCAUCAUAAAAGAAGGAAAUGGGAGUGCAUUUUUCAAAAUCAGAUUUUCACCAUGUUCUUCAUAAUUGUACAAUUGUUAAAGUUCACAACUAAAUAUUCAGUUGGCAAGCUAAAUAUUUAAUUUGGAGUUAAAUGUUUAUUUUAUACUCUAAAUAUUUAGGUCUAAACUAAAUAUUUAGUUUGUAAAAUAAAUAUUUAAUUUGCUUACUAAAUAUGUAAUUGGGGGCUAAAUAUUUAGUUUACAAAAAAAAUAUUUAGCUGCUCUCAAUUAAAUAUUUAUUUUUCCAAAUAAAUAUUUGUAUCUCAGCUAAAUAUUUUUAGCAAAAUAUUUAGUUUGUAAACUAAAUAUUUCGCUCCAAAAUAUAUACCUAGUAAAAUAAAUGGUUGCACUAAUUAAAUAUUUCAGUCUGACCUAAAUUUUCAGUUUAUAAAAUAAUUAUAUGACUCUAAAUUAAAUAUUUAGCUUGCCAACUAAUUGUUUAGCUAGGAUCUUUAACGUUUAUAAAUGUUUGAAUUACAUGGUGAAAAUAUGACUUUGAAAGAUUAACUCCCUUUUUUUCUUAUGAUAGGCUAAGUAACCCAAAAUUAUUGCUGCAAAUGUAUGACCGUUUACUAAUGGCACCCCAUACACCCCGUUGCUCCCAUGUUUGGAUUGAUUCAGAAUAGUGUGAGUUACUUUUUGUGUCAACUCUGAAAGCCCACAUCAGAUUUUUUUUAUUUCAAUCAACAAUGUUUGCUUAGUUUGAAAUUGUUAAAAAAAAUGUAAUGGACUUUAUAGAGGUUUAACCGUCUAAAAUUGUUUUCAACACACAUUUGUUAUAAUCCCAAAGCAUGGGGAUCAAUUUAAUUGAAUUUCGAUCCAAGAUCAUUUUGAUUUGAUAUGUUGUAAUAUUUGAGCAUGAGGGAGGGAACAUUUCACCUGGGACUAAAGUAAUUCUCAUUCUCACAAAUGAAGGAAGAAUUGCAAAAUUGAAAUGUCAUGUAAUUUUAUAAAUUGUUUCUUAUUCAGGAGCUGCUUAAUUGCUGGAACUGUACAUGUGGCACAGCAGUGUUUUCAGUAUUAAUUUUGUAUUAAGGUACUAUUUUACUUGUUUACAUGCUGUAUAUUGCUGCCAGAUGUUUUUGUAAACUCAAAACUAAAAGAAAUGUGUGAACAACUGAUGAUUGGAUUUAUAUUUUUUUAAGUUGCAAAUGCAAAGAAGAUCAAAACAUGUAUUUUGUACAGUUUUUCUUGUGCUUAAUAAAUUAAGUUUUGUUAAACCUUGA